Apis laboriosa (Himalayan honeybee) is the source of this 1884-nucleotide messenger RNA. RefSeq names its product myb-like protein D. The record is from RefSeq and is a predicted model, not a curated record. The transcript is spliced from 6 exons. Gene Ontology annotation, biological process: microtubule anchoring. Lineage: Eukaryota; Metazoa; Arthropoda; Insecta; Hymenoptera; Apidae. Gene Ontology annotation, cellular component: centrosome. Bases 80 to 1582 code for a protein of 500 amino acids.
AUGAAAAGAAGACACGCGAUGGAAAGCGUAAAUAUUUACAUUUCUUGAGUGUUUGUGAGAAUAAUUUUUAUUUAUAAUCAUGAUAGACGGAAACAUUUCUAUGGAGGAAGACACAGAAUUACGGGAUUUAGUGGUGCAAACCCUUGAAAAUAAUGGUGUUCUUGCAAAAGUGCGGGCAGAACUCAGGGCAAGUGUGUUUUUAGCUCUAGAAGAACAAGAAUCUGUAAUGAAUCCAGAACCACUUCUUAAUAAAACCGUUAAACAGUACCUGGCUAAUUCAGAAGGAAAAUUAUUGUUUUCCUUGGUUAGGGAGUUCCUAGAAUAUUUUGGUCUUGAUUAUACAAUAUCUGUAUAUGAUCCAGAAACAUACUUUGGAAAAGAAUAUAACUAUAUUGGAAGAAAUAAAUUAUGCGAAGAGUUAGGUAUUGAAUCCAAUGAGCCAUUGCUUGGAGAAAUUUUAAAAAAUAGCAUGCACAGUGCCUUCAAAAAUACACAAAAGAAUAACAUUGACAAAAAAUUUAGUAAAACUGAUACAACUGAAACAAAUAUUACAAAUACAACAUUUGAAAUUUCCAUUCCAAAAGUAUUAAACAAUGAAUCUACAUCAUUGUCAAAUGAUAAUGAUGUAUCGGAUAAUUUAGAAAGUGUUUCACAACAAAGUCCAAAACUUCCAAUAAAUGUGACAAUAACUGAAAAAAAAAAUAAAGAAACAUCUGUUCAUGUUUCAUUAGAUGAAUUAAAUUAUGAAAAGCAAGAUUCUCUCAAAAAUAGUACAACUUCUGAAUAUAAUGAAGAAAACAAUGGAAUUGAUAGCAAAGGGAACAAUAGUAUGAAUUUUGAUACACUCCCUACAAGUCCAAAUGGCACAAUGAUGAAUCAUACUACAAAGGAGACUGAGAUAGAUACACACAUUCAAACAAGUUUACUAAAUAAAACCGAGCCUUUAAUUAAGUUUGAUGAAUCUAUAAUUACUGAAAUGCAAACAAAUCAAAAUGAAGAUAUAAAUAAGCAAAAUAAUAUAAAUAGUUUGGAAUUACAAAUAGUAAAUAAUGUACAAAACAAAAAACCAGUUAAUACUGGAAACAGUUUUGGAAAAACUGUAUACUUUGAAGAAAUUAUUGUUGAUGGAAAAAGAGAAAAUAUUAAUGAUAUACAUAAUAAUGACACCUUUUUACAAGAUUUACCACCUUUAGAUAAAAAAUCACAUUCUAUACUUAGCAAUCUCCCACCAUUAAAUGGUAAAAAAACUAAUAUUAAUGAUUUGAAAGAAUUAAUGGAUAUUGGACUUGGAACUGAUGGAAUAGAUAAUUAUGAAGAAGAUUUUGUCUCAUCUGCAUCUGGUAGUACAUAUGAUCAAAGUCCUUCUAAGGAUCCUCAAAAAUCAAAUAGUCCAAAAUUACAAAUAAAAAAACAAGAUAAAAUUCAUAAUGUUCAUAGUGCUCAUAGUGAAGAUAUAAGUGAAGAAAUUGAAGAUGUGGAUGAUAUAUUAAGCAGUACAUCAUGUCUUGAAGAUCUAAACAUAGACAAAAAUAUGUCAAAUUUUUCAACGGGUAUUACAACAAAUUGUGCAAAGGAACUAUAAUGCACUACACAUACUAAAGAACUACUGUAAGAACUUUAAAAUAUUAAUUCAUUUAUAGCAUUAAUAUUCAAUAUUCUAUGUCAGGGCAUCAAGUAUAUUAAUGCGAAUUGGUAUAAAUUUAUAAAAUUAUUUUGAUUUCUAACGUGGCACUGCCAUUUAUGGCUCAAUACUUAUAAGUUCUCUUACAAAAAAACGUAGAAGGAAACUGUCUGAAAAUAUAUUUAUAAAUAUUAUACUUUCAAUACUUUAUAAUUUUUUUUGUCAAAAAAUAUUUUUAUAAAUAAUGAACUUUAUUUUAUUUU